This is a messenger RNA of Myotis brandtii (Brandt's bat), 1239 nucleotides long. It is a transcript of the gene HTRA3, whose product is annotated as HtrA serine peptidase 3. Lineage: Eukaryota; Metazoa; Chordata; Mammalia; Chiroptera; Vespertilionidae. Gene Ontology annotation, biological process: proteolysis. Gene Ontology annotation, molecular function: serine-type endopeptidase activity. The record is from RefSeq and is a predicted model, not a curated record.
UCGCCCGUGCGCCAGCUGCAGAAGGGGGCCUGCCCCUUGGGUCUCCACCAGCUGACCAGCCCGCGGUACAAGUUCAACUUCAUCGCCGACGUGGUGGAGCAGAUCGCGCCGGCCGUGGUGCACAUCGAGCUCUUCCUGAGACACCCGCUUAAUGUGCCCCUGUCCAGCGGCUCCGGCUUCCUCAUGUCCGAGGCCGGCCUGAUCGUCACCAACGCGCACGUGGUGUCCAGCACCAACGCCGUCUCAGGCCGGCAGCAGCUCAAGGUGCAGCUGCAGAACGGCGACACCUACGAGGCCACCAUCAAAGACAUCGACAAGAAGUCCGACAUCGCCACCAUCAAGAUCCACCCCAAAAAAAAGCUCCCGGCGCUGCAGCUGGGCCAGUCGGCAGACCUGCGUCCCGGCGAGUUUGUGGUGGCCAUCGGCAGCCCCUUCGCCCUGCAGAACACGGUGACCACGGGCAUCGUCAGCACGGCCCAGCGGGACGGCAAGGAGCUGGGCCUGCGGGACUCGGACAUGGACUACAUCCAGACGGACGCCAUCAUCAACUACGGGAACUCCGGGGGACCCCUGGUGAACCUGGACGGUGAGGUCAUUGGCAUCAACACGCUCAAGGUCGCAGCUGGCAUCUCCUUCGCCAUCCCCUCGGACCGCAUCACCCGCUUCCUCACCGAGUUCCAGGACAAGCACGUCAAAGACUGGGAGGCUCAGGCUGAGGGAGCCUCACAGCGGGACUGUCCUUGCAGUUUGGUGGAGGAGCUAAAGGCCAACAACCCUGACUUCCCGGAGGUCAGCCGCGGGAUCUACGUGCAAGAGGUGGUUCCCAACUCCCCGUCUCAGAGGGAUAAGGACACAGCCCGGGCCAGCCGUCUCCUCAACUUCCUGCCUCCAGUCCCCGAUCGUGCUCACCAGAGUGAGCCACGUGACGCCGUGCUGACCACUCACAGCUGGGAGGCAUCGCUCCGAGCACGUGGCAUCCGGGCAGUGCUGUCCUCUGAUGACCCUGGGCCCCGGGCUUUGGGCGCCAGCUUCUUCUCCCAGCAGGCCUUCCGGUCCCCGCCGUCCCCCGAUGCAGACUCCACCGCCCAGCCGGCCUCCCCCACCCCCUUUCUGGAGGCGCAGCUUCCCCGGCCCGCCCCUGGCGAGCUGGCGGGCUCAGUGGGCUGUGGUGGUCCCCAGAGACUGAAGAAUGACGUUGCCAACUGGAAGGGGCUGGGGCGGGGAGGCGACAAAUCCUAA